CAGAGUUAUGACAUCUUUCGAAAAUUGGUUCACCACUGUGCACGAUGUCUCUCAAGUGAACGAACGUAUUGCUGAAUUGGAAGGGCAAAGGUCGUUGUUGUUUAACAAGGAUGAUGACAAAGAGGACACAAGGGCAUGGGAUCUUGCCAACGAGAUCAAAUUAGCCAUCGGCAAUGAGGAUGUGGAGACUUUGAACGCACUGAUUAGUACCUAUGGUGAAAUCCAGGCUCUUGUUGCUGCGAAGAACUUGGUGUCUGAGAGGAAGAGGCUCAUGGCACAGAGAAAGGACGUGGUACUAUCUGAAGAUCUCAAGAAGCAGCUAACAGAUGAUACGGGGUACAAUUUUGAGCAGUGGAGGGAAGUUAAAGACCAACUACGCCAAUUGCAGGAUCCUCAUUUGAAGCAGACAUUGUCUGAUACUCUGGAUGGUCUUGUUAUGUCUCACAAGGAUGAUUUCUACCUUGAGUUUGUCACUGCAUUGCACGGUUUUAAUUGGAUGAAACAAUCAGCUUUGUCCCCAGAAUUGUUCGAAUCUUUCACACAACUUGUGAAUUUACAAUCUCUGCUUUCGAAUAAGCCUAAGUAUCCAGAUACUGUGUGGGCCUUCGACGCUAUAUCACAAAACUUUAGAGUUGGUUUCAACUAUCAUUUCAAUUCGGAUAAGCAGACAAACCGAAUCGACAAACCAGAGUUGUUUCUCACCUACCUGCUUACUUAUCUGUCAACACAUAUAAUCAAGAUAAACAAGAUGUUCCCACUUGCAGACACUGAGCUCAACGAUUGUUCAGCUCAUACAGAGUUCAUUACCAGCGCACUGGUCCCUGUUAGGGACAAGUUACAACAGUUCAUUGGAAUUUUGAGAAACAGCACCGAGGAGAAAUCCACUGAUACUGAUCUUAGGCUGUUAAUCCACCUUGUGAAGGAGACUGUCAAUUUUGAUGAACUCUUGGUUAAUGAAUACUUCUAUGACCCUUUUAGCGAUGGCCUUUGGCCAGGACUCUUCUCAUGUUUUGACUACAGAGAUCUUGAAAAAUGGCUCAACCUUGAGAACAAAUAUGCCGACUCAAACUUCUUCACCAUUGUUGAUGCUCCAAACGUGUUCCAGAUUGAUUAUUCCUCUGUAGGACACGAUGAGCUCAAACCAACGGUGUCGUCAAUCAAGUUGAAAUACUUGUUCGAGUCCACCAUUAAGAACUUUCAAAAGCUGUUCGUCCCAAAUUACGAACUUAACAGCUCUUUACAGAAGUUUAAGCUGAAGCUGUUCUCCAGAAUGUUCCUCGGGUUCCUCGAGAUGUAUUACAAGGCAUUGAAUGACGGUGCCACCGCAUUUGCAGAUUUGUUCAGGAAGACUAAAUCCCUGUUGCACGCAACUAAGGGAAGUGAGGUUGACAUCAGUGGAUGUAACGGUUUAGAAAGACUGUUCCGUCUAUACUGCUCUUUGAGAUACACAAUCAAAUUUAUCAAAGUUUGGGAUAAUGAGCUGAUAUUUGUUGAACUCAACAACUUGUUCAAUAAGUAUUCCAACACACAAACCUCUUCGUUAUUUGCUACAAUUUUGGGGAAAUAUACCACACUUGAAACCCAGGUCUUUCAGCUGAUUAUACAAUUCCAUACCAAGACUAUUGAUUCACUCAUGAAGAAAUACGUUGCCCUCAACACUUGGGAUGUCCUUCAAGAACCAGAGAGUUACGCGGUCUCUGGUGAACUCGUCCCACUCAUGGACACACUUCCAGAGCUGUUUGACUUCUCUGUGAAGGUGGUAACAAAGCAUGAGUUGACAAAGAUCAAGAAUGCUGUCUCGUUAUAUCUUGCCAAUUGUAUCUUACAGAAUGUCAUCAAGGGCAAUCAUUUCUCUCGUGUUGGAGUGAAACAAUUGGCUUUGGACUUUACAACUGUGUGGGAGAACUUGCAAUUGAAGAGAAAUUUCCCAACUUACUACAAGCUAGUUGAAGUCUUUAAGGUGCUAAGUGUAAACGGUGACGAGAUUUCGUUGUAUGGGCCAUACUCUUCUGUAUCUUCAUACGCCAAAAGCGGCGAUUUCAGUUCUUUGAAACAAGACUUGGAUCUACAGUAUUUGAAAGAUGGUGAUAUAUUAGAUAUUUUGCUCAGAAUAAGCUAA
This is a messenger RNA of Williopsis jadinii, 2119 nucleotides long. It is a transcript of the gene TIP20, whose product is annotated as Tip20p. The record is from RefSeq and is a predicted model, not a curated record. Gene Ontology annotation, cellular component: Dsl1/NZR complex. The transcript has a single exon. The coding region runs from base 8 to 2119 and encodes 703 amino acids. Gene Ontology annotation, biological process: endoplasmic reticulum to Golgi vesicle-mediated transport; retrograde vesicle-mediated transport, Golgi to endoplasmic reticulum; regulation of ER to Golgi vesicle-mediated transport. NCBI's taxonomy places the organism in Eukaryota, Fungi, Ascomycota, Saccharomycetes, Phaffomycetales, Wickerhamomycetaceae.